Petromyzon marinus (sea lamprey) is the source of this 3755-nucleotide messenger RNA. The record is from RefSeq and is a predicted model, not a curated record. NCBI's taxonomy places the organism in Eukaryota, Metazoa, Chordata, Hyperoartia, Petromyzontiformes, Petromyzontidae.
UAAACGCACGAUAAUCUAAACGCAUCGAAAGUGCAAGUCAAUCGAUAUUUUAAUAUUGGUAUUCUGCACAUGGCAUGGCAUGGUUUCUUCAUCUGACGCAGGCAGCCACUAGGGGCCGCUACAUUCACAGCCGGAGUAAUCGAUUCUCGAAUCGAAUAUCGAUUUAUAGAUCAUGAAAUCGACGCGAAAACGUAGUCCGCACUCUCGAUUUGAAGCUUGCCCCCACCCGAUGAAGGACGCUUGUGUUGCGCCCGAAACGUCGUGAUUUAUUUUAUUUUAUACCAACGUGACUUUACCGAAAGAACCAGAGUAUGAGAUCCGCACUGUUUACAUUUGGGCAAGACCAUUGGCCUUGACGAGGGAGGGGGGGGGUGUAUUCUGUAGCGAGUGGUCGCUACCACCUUCAUCACACGCUCAUUGCAUUCACCGAACACACACGCCUACUAUUAUAAAUAAUUUUAAAUAUGUGUAACUUUGUGGCAGUACUUAAAUCGUAAGAGAAGAGUGGUGUUUCUAUAAUAAUUGUUUAUGCACACCCCCUCGCCAAAUGCAGCCAAGAUGGGUUGCUCCUUUUCCGUCCCUAGCAACGGAGUGGAGCUGUUGCUAGGGGCGCCGUGUAGCUUCCGUGUGGGCUUGAAGGCAGAGCAAUACAAUGUCUAAAACUCCCAGAAAGAAAGAACUCUCGGCAAAAGGGAAUGCGCCCAGCCUUGGGCAACCUUCCAACAACAAGGAGACGACGUCCCAAGGUGGCACCGGCGCCGCCGGGGGUGUGGUGGAGGGGCGAGCGGGACGGUUCCCGCCCUGGCCAGAGUGGAGCGACGCGGAGGUCAACGCGGAGAAGUGGGAUGGACCGCGUGCUGGGGGCGGCAAGGAGAAGGGCAGGAGCCCCAGCCUGAAUUUCUUUGAGGACCCCGAAGGCAAGAUUGAGCUGCCCCCCUCGCUGAAGGUGCACGCUUGGAAGAGGCCCCAGGACUUCAUCACUGACCGCGUCCCAGUGGUGGUGGAGGAUGUGACGGGAUUUGAUCUGCUAACUCCCAACACACAUCUCCUGCACAGCGAGCUGAUGCGCAGCGUGAUCAGCGACGUCACGUCGCUUUGGCGUGCGACCCGAUCGGGCGGGGGUUCCGCGGCCGGCGAUCCCGCGGGGGGCUCAGGUGGCGGGGGGCACCCCGGUCAGCGGCCGUGGAACCCCUGGGAGCACGUCUACUCGCUCUGCAAGGCCGGCCGGGCGCCGCACGUGCCGCAGUUCAACGGCUACGGGAAGUACGUCGUGCGUCUCUACUGGAUGGGCUGCUGGCGCCGCGUGACGGUGGACGACACGGUCCCGUUUGACGAGGCCCACCGCGCGCUGCUGCCCGCGUGCACCGGGCCCGCCGAGCUGUGGCCCGUGCUGCUCACCAAGGCCAUCGUCAAGCUCGCCAGCGUGCACUGUGUGGGGCGGAGUGGCCACGGCGAGCUGGGAGAGUUCACGGUGCUGCACUGCCUCACCGGCUGGAUCCCUGAAGUCAUCCCUCUACGGGCAGCCCACGCUGCCCGCGUUUGGGGCCUUCUGCGGGAGCUGCUGCCCGAAUUUCGCCUGCCCCCGGAGGACGGAGUGGGGGCUCGCCCAGAGGAGCACGCGACCCCGGGGGUCCCGGCGGAGCCGGCGAUCGAAGAGCCCCCGCCGGCCGCGGCGGCGGAUCCCGGUCCCCCCAACCCCACGGCCGAGCCCCCCGCGAUGGCGCACGGCAAGGACUGCAGGAAGGAGGCGCCCCCCAAGGCCGCCGAGCGUGGGACGCCAGCCGGUGACCCGGUGCUCGCUGUCGCUUCCGCAGACAGGACGGAUGGGAAGGAGGGCGGCCGACGGAAAGGGAAGGACGUGGAGAAGGAAAAGAGGAGGGCUGCACCUUCGGAAUCUGUGUCGCCAGUUGUCGAAGAGAGAUCGAGCGCUAACUUUCCCACGUUGCCCGACAAGCCGGAGGUGGUGGUGUUCGCGAGCUACAGGUGUCCAGCCAGCGCCAGCGAAAGUUUCUCUGUGCUGGGCAGGAUGCAGGCGGACGCGGCCCAGAAGCUGCGGGAGGCCGGCCUCUCCCCCGUGUGCCCGCACCUCCUCCACGUGAGCCGCACUCGCAGCUCCCCGCUCGUGCCGCCCCCGCGUUCGCCACCCGUGCCGCCCUGGAAGCUCGUGCGGCCACGCAAGAGCAAGCCCCUGCCACGUGACGAGCCCGAAGAGCCGGAGGUGAAGAGAGCCGAGCAGUUUGUGGAGAUCUCCUCGCCCUUCCUGGACCAGCGGCUGAGUUGCAUCCCCUCCGCUCCAGGCUUCAUCGUCGAGGCGGAGGAGCAGGGUGAAGAGUCGCAGAAGCGUCCGGCGGAACCCGCGGCAGAGAACCCCUCGGAUGCUCCACGUCCCCCUCCACCGGAGCCUCACCCUCCCGAGCGCGAGCCCAGCCCCGUGGUGGCAGGUCCCGGUGAGAGCCCAGUGCCGCAGGGCACCGUGGACGGGAGAGGGGAAGCCCGGCCUGCUGAUGAGACCCAAGCAACCAGAGACCCAAGGGACAAGAGCGACACGUGGAUUCACUUUGAGGACUUCUGCACGGCCUUUCAGUCCCUACUCGUCUACCACAAGCCCCACACCUACGCGUUCAACCACGACACAGGCGACAUGAAGAACGCCGCCGCCGCCGCCGCCGCCGCCGCUGCCGGAGGGAAAGCGGCGACCUCUUCCACCGCCAGCCUCUCCGCCACCAUCGCCAAGGCCCCACAGGCUGGGGUAGAGGAGAGAGCCCCACUCUACCUGUUGAUGGACAGCGUGGGCCCGAGUCAGCUGAUCGUCUGCCUCUCCGUUCUGCCCCGCUGGGGAGCGUUUGGCUGGCAUGAAUCGCGGAAAGACGACGCGGAGGCCGGUGGGAGCGCGGGGCCCGGUUCGCUGGUGGCCAGUCACCACUCGUGGACUCAGCCGGUGAAGUACGGUUCGGCCGCCCUGAGAAUCCACACCUCCGCCAGCAAGGCCAUGGCUCUCUGCCUGCCGCCCGGGAGGCACGUGCUGUGUCUGCGCGUGAUGGCGCCGCACGGGCUGCACCUGCACGCAUGCAGCUCCACGCGCUUCCUGCUCGGAGACGAGGACUCCGUGCUGCCACACCUCGCCAAGGAGAGCUGCCGCUUCACGGAGCACGCGCUGGGCACCAUGCGGGCCCUCGGGGGAGUCGCGCACGGCUGGGCUCAGGGACCCGCUCCCCAGCCGCCCCUGACGCCCCACGGGCUGCUGGGAAUAGACACGGCGGGGGCGAGCGUGCCCGGCGAGAGGAGCGCGCUGCGGCAGAUCGUCACGCGGAGCCUGUGUCACGUGCUGGCCAGCGCCCUGUCCGGAGCGGUGCCCUCUGACCUUCCGUUUGCCCUCCACGCCCUCACAGGCGACCUCAGCCUCCCUGGCCUCACCACCGGCACAGCCCCAGAAGGCAGGGCGGGGGUGCCGCCCGAGACGUGGGGGGGGGGCCCGCGUAGUGACCAGCGAGGAGGCGGCGGCGGCGGCGGUCAGAGUGCAGGCGCUGUGGAGGGGCCACUACGCGCGGCGCUUGUGCAACGCUCGCAAGCCAGGCACGGCGGAGUCCGCCACCGUCAAGGGGACGCUGGGCCGCGUGUGGGCGCUGCUUGAGCCGGGCGCGGAGCGGCACGGCGCCGCCCUGCUCCGGCACGUGCUGAUGCAAGACGCUCGACUGCUGGGGCGCUUCCCGUUCGCCGCCGACGAGGGGAGCCGCGCGACGUUCGCCGACUACUCG